Messenger RNA from Melitaea cinxia (Glanville fritillary), 1053 nucleotides. RefSeq names its product glycine-rich cell wall structural protein-like. The transcript has 6 exons. The record is from RefSeq and is a predicted model, not a curated record. Lineage: Eukaryota; Metazoa; Arthropoda; Insecta; Lepidoptera; Nymphalidae. The coding region runs from base 1 to 1053 and encodes 350 amino acids.
AUGGAUACUGCAGCUUAUGGAAGCCUGCAAGACUCGUGCGUUGCCUACCCUGUCCUCGACUCUGUCCACGAGCUCUCUACCUUGCACAGGAACAUGACACUACUUGAAAGCACGACGGGAGACUCCAGCGACUUCCUCUGCCAGUUCUCGGAUAGCUUGGAGAGUGCCCAGCGCGGAAACUGGCUACGUCCCCUAGACGACGUUGACGACGACGACGACGCCGGGCGGACGGGAGCUGGAGACACCUCGAACCUUAUGUAUCGAUGGUCCGAGAGAGUCUCCACCUCCGUCUCCACCUUCCACCUCUCCACUCUGCGUGCGAUGGCCGGCGUGGCGAACGUGAUAAAGAAGUAUAAACAGCCAUUGAAACUAUUUGCACAAAGUCUAACAUCUUUCAGUGGAAAUGUACUAACAAUUGAACAAAUAAAAGUCAGAUCAUAUGAAGUCGUCUGGCAACCUUGUAAAAUACAAGAGGAACAACACGAGGAAGCGAUCCAAAAAAAACCCACCAUGAAGUUCUUUAUGAUUGCAUCGUUGACUCUAUUGGUCGUAAUGGCUGUUGACUCCACGGAUUACGAAUCUGAAGAAUCCAAGGGACUUGGCGGAGGUCUGGGCUUAUCUGUGGCUGAGAGUGAUUCUGAAACAUUUGGGCAUAGUCGUGCUAAAAAAACUGGAGGCGGUGGUUCUGGCGCCGGGGCUGGUAGUGGCUCUGGGGGUGCUGGAGGCGGUGGUGCUGGCGCGGGGGCUGGCAGUGGUUCUGGAGGUGCUGGAGGCGGUGGUGCUGGAGCAGGUGCUGGCAGUGGUUCUGGGGGUGCUGGAGGCGGUGGUGCUGGCGCAGGGGCUGGCAGUGGUUCUGGGGCUGCUGGAGGCGGUGGUUCUGGCGCCGGAGCUGGUAGUGGCUCUGGGGGUGCUGGAGGCGGUGGUGCUGGCGCGGGGGCUGGCAGUGGUUCUGGGGGUGCUGGAGGCAGUGGUGCUGGCGCGGGGGCUGGCAGUGGUUCUGGGGGUGCUAGAGGCGAUGGUGCUGGAGCAGGCCCUUGCAGUGGCUCUUGUUAA